Molecule: messenger RNA, 1659 nt
Organism: Fimicolochytrium jonesii
Lineage: Eukaryota; Fungi; Chytridiomycota; Chytridiomycetes; Spizellomycetales; Powellomycetaceae
Product: L-serine ammonia-lyase
Exons: 7
Coding region: 1-1659 (552 amino acids)
Biological process (GO): gluconeogenesis
Molecular function (GO): 4 iron, 4 sulfur cluster binding; L-serine ammonia-lyase activity
Source: RefSeq, a predicted model, not a curated record
AUGUCCACGGCAGCGAUGAGUCUGGAGCCGGACGAUGAUCAUCAUGCUGUUGUGAGCACGUUUGAUUUGUUUAGUAUUGGGGUUGGGCCGUCGUCGAGUCACACAGUAGGCCCGAUGCGAGCAGCCAAGAUCUUCCUAGAAGACCUCAAAAAAGCCAACGUUCUUGAUAAAGUCCAAAUCAUGAAGGUACACCUCUACGGCUCCCUCGCCCUAACCGGCGACGGCCACGGCACUCCCAACGCCAUCCUCAUGGGCCUCGAAGGCGAAGCGCCCGAGUCCGUCGACACACAAGCGAUGCCCGGCCGCUGCCACAAAAUCGCCGAGACAUCCACGCUGCGACUUAACGGGACGCAUCCGAUCGAGUUCCGGCCUGCGAAAGACUUGAUUUUCCACCCGGACGCGUCUUUACCGCAGCAUCCGAACGGGAUGCGGUUCCUGGCAAUGGACGCCGACGCCGAGUUGAUUGCGUGUAAUGAGUAUUUCAGUAUCGGGGGCGGGUUCGUCGUUAACGAAAAGACGCGGGUGGCGCAUGGCGAGAACGUGUUCUACAUGGAGUACGACGCAUCCAACGUGGAGGAAGGGCGGAAGAACCAGGACGUCGCUGUCACAACCGCCGCGUUACCGUUUAGUAACGGCCUGCAAUUGCUCGAGGUGUGCCAGCGGGAACAUAUGAGCAUCGCGCAAGUAGUAUGGGAGAACGAGCGCCGGUGGCGGAGCGUCGCAGAAAUUAGGGAGCGGACAAAAGCGAUUUGGCAGGUUAUGGACAAUAGUAUAGAGAAUGGUUGUCUGGCUGGCGAGAACGAUAUUCUCCGCGGCGGGUUGAAUAUCAAGAGACGGGCGCCGAAACUGUACCGGAAGCUGCUGCGUGGGUUUUAUGGAGGUCCCAAACUGGGAGGGAUCUCAAAUGACUCUUCUAGGACGUCGGCGUCGACGACCAAUACUCCAGUAGACAUGUCUACCAACCGUGGUUUCGUUUCGCAGUACAAGAAAGACGGCGUAGAACUGCUCAAACGGCGGCGGAAGAAGCGAAUGGUCGCGCCUGCUCUCGACUUUCUUAGCGCCUACGCCAUCGCAGUAAACGAAGAAAACGCCGCCGGUGGACGAGUAGUCACGGCGCCCACCAACGGUGCAGCAGGUGUGAUCCCAAGCGUUCUAAAAUACUACCUAGAAUUCUCCUCCGACGAGGCAACCUCAGCCUCGCCCGACUACGAAGCGCUAGAAUCCGAUGUGAUCGAGUUUCUGUUCACGGCGGCCGCCAUUGGGAUGCUAUACAAACGUGGUGCGAGUAUCUCGGCUGCAGAGAUGGGAUGCCAAGGCGAGGUUGGCGUGGCGUGCAGUAUGGCUGCGGCGGCGUUUGCGGCGGUGAUGGGAGGGACGGUGCAGCAGGUCGAGAACGCGGCUGAGAUUGCUAUGGAGCAUAAUUUGGGAUUGACGUGCGACCCGGUUGGCGGGUUGGUGCAGAUCCCGUGCAUCGAGCGCAACGCUUUGGGUGCCGUCAAAGCCGUCACCGCCGCACAGCUCGCACUGAAUGGGGACGGCGAGCAUCAUGUAUCUCUGGACGCAGUCAUCGAGACGAUGCGCCAAACCGGCCACGAUAUGAUGUCCAAGUACAAGGAGACAUCACUUGGCGGGCUUGCCGUUAACGUUCCGUUAUGCUAG